GGCAUAGUGAUCAUGGGUGUGGACGCCAGGGACCGAUUCUACGAAAAAGACUAUGCGAAUAUAUCGCGCCAGAUCAUUGCUGUUGUCUCCAUCAUAUUUACUUCUAUCAAGAUGGUUUGCAGCAUCCUCAAAAAGCAUGAGCUAAGAGCGGUGAUCGACCAAGUCAACAGUGACUAUGAGAAGUAUAACCGCAUGCCAGGAGACUAUCAGAAAAUCAUUGACGAAUCCAUAGCCCUGACUAGGAAGGUGGACAAAGUAUGGCAUGGAGUGUUAUAUGCUACUGCAGUAUCUUACCCAAGCUUGGCUGUGGUCUCCACCAUAUACUCCCAGCUGUUCAGCGAUUCACCAGAAAGAUUCAUGUUCCAUGAAGUCAGAUAUUGGUUUGUGGACAUGGAAACGCAGUAUUCUACGCCGUUCUUCGAAUAUUUUAAUAUCUACGAGUUGUAUAUUAUUUUCAUUGUGACUUUCGGGUUCUUGGUCUAUCAUAAUCAUAACUCCAAACAACUCGCAGGAUACGACAGCUCGUUCAUAAUAUUCAUGUUCCACGCGGCGCUGAAACUGAAACUGAUAUACCGAGACCUGGUGCAUCUGCUGGAUGACAUGGAUGUGCAGCUCAUGAGGGCCAAGGUCGCCAAGUUCGUGCGGGAGCACCUGGAGUGCCGCCUCUUCGUGGAGAACAUCCAGAAGAGUUUCGAGGUGUGGCUGGCGGGCAUCUUCUGUCAUGGCGUGCUGCAGCUCGGCAUGGCGCUCACACAGACCACGUCGCAAGAGUCAAAGGGUGGCACCGGCUCGAACUUAACAUAUUACUUCUACGUGAUGGCUACAGUCCUGCAUAUAUUUCUGCCGUGUUUCCUUGCGUCUGAACUGAGAAAAUUGGAGGAGAACCUAGCCAAGAACGCGUACGACUGCUCCUGGGAGGACGUGCCCGACCGCGGCGUGCGGCGCGCGAUCAUGAUGAUCAUACACCGCACGCAGAAACCCGACGAGUUCACAGCCAUCGGCAUGAUCACUUUCAACAUGGAGUUGUUUGUUUCUGUUUUGCAGACGAGUUAUUCUAUGUACACCCUACUAAGAAAUUAA
Messenger RNA from Aricia agestis (brown argus), 1080 nucleotides. RefSeq names its product odorant receptor 2a-like. Gene Ontology annotation, cellular component: plasma membrane. The transcript has 7 exons. NCBI's taxonomy places the organism in Eukaryota, Metazoa, Arthropoda, Insecta, Lepidoptera, Lycaenidae. Gene Ontology annotation, molecular function: olfactory receptor activity; odorant binding. The coding region runs from base 13 to 1080 and encodes 355 amino acids. The record is from RefSeq and is a predicted model, not a curated record. Gene Ontology annotation, biological process: detection of chemical stimulus involved in sensory perception of smell; sensory perception of smell.